AUGUCGAAUCCUCUAGAUACAGAUGCUGGAUCCGAGCUAUUCAGCACAUAUGAGGCUGAACUCAAACUCAUCGAGGCAGACGUGAACCAGAAAUUAGAUCAGAUACCCGAGUUGGCAGGCGAGGAGCGCAAAGCCGCAGUUCGAGGCGCUGAAAGAGCACUCGACGAAGCCAAAGAAUUGCUCGAUCAAAUGAAUCUCGAAAAGUCCAAUAUCCCCUCCUCACUACGGUCAAAGAUCAACACCAGAUUCCGCAACCACCAAUCUGACAUCGAUGCGCUGGGUCGCAAGUUAAAAUCACUGUCUGCAUCAUCUGACCGACAGCAACUCUUCGGCGACCGAUAUACAGAUGACCCAGAAGCCGGGCCCCGAGACCUUCAACUAGAACAACGUCAGCAGCUCCUCUCCGGCACAGAGCGCCUUGGAAGAUCGGGCGAUCGACUUAGAGAAUCGCAGCGCAUAGCUCUCGAGACAGAACAGAUCGGCGCCUCCACACUCGCGGAUCUGCACCAGCAGCGCAAUGUCAUUGAAAACACUCAUCGGAACCUACUGCAGAGCGAGGGCUAUGUGGACCGCAGUGUGAAGACUUUGAGGGGGAUGGCCCGUAGGAUGGCUACCAAUCGGAUAAUCACCAUCGCCAUCAUCACGGUGUUGGUGCUACUUAUUGUCGGUGUCAUUUACAGCAAGUUCCAUUGA
Messenger RNA from Exophiala aquamarina CBS 119918, 693 nucleotides. RefSeq names its product vesicle transport through interaction with t-SNAREs 1. Gene Ontology annotation, molecular function: SNARE binding; SNAP receptor activity. The transcript is spliced from 3 exons. Lineage: Eukaryota; Fungi; Ascomycota; Eurotiomycetes; Chaetothyriales; Herpotrichiellaceae. Gene Ontology annotation, biological process: retrograde transport, endosome to Golgi; Golgi to vacuole transport; vesicle fusion with Golgi apparatus. The record is from RefSeq and is a predicted model, not a curated record. Gene Ontology annotation, cellular component: ER to Golgi transport vesicle membrane; Golgi apparatus; SNARE complex. The coding region runs from base 1 to 693 and encodes 230 amino acids.